AUGUCGGAUUUCCCCACUCACGAAUCCGGAAAGCUUUCCCUCAAGGGUCGUGUGGCCCUCGUUACCGGCGCCGGUAACGGGCUCGGUCGAGCCUAUGCUCUCGGCCUUGCCGCACGAGGUGCCAAGAUCGUCGUCAACGACUUGGGUCCCUCGACGCAGGACAAGAACCGCAAGGCAGCCGAGGUCGUCGUCGAGGAGAUCAAGAAGGCAGGUGGAGACGCUGUUGCCAACCUUGACUCGAACCUCGAGGGUGCCAAGAUCAUUCAACAGGCCAUCGACAGCUUUGGUCGAAUCGACAUUGUCGUCAACAAUGCUGGUAUUCUGCGCGACAAGUCCUUCAAGUCGAUGAGCGACAAGGAGUGGGACGCCAUCACGGCUGUCCACAUCACUGGCUCGUACGCUUGUGCUCACGCUGCUUGGCCUCACAUGCGCAAGCAAAAGUUCGGCCGCAUCAUUAACAUCUCGUCGGCCGCUGGUAUCUACGGCAACUUCGGUCAGGCAAACUACUCUGCUGCCAAGAUGGCCAUGAUCUCGUUCACCAAGACGCUCGCCAUCGAGGGCGCCAAGUACAACAUCAUUGCCAACUGCAUCGCCCCCAUCGCCGCAUCCCAAAUGCUCGCCUCGGUCAUGCCGCCCGAGAUCCUCGAGAACCUCAAGCCCGAGAUGGUUGCCCCCCUGGCCACCUACCUCGUCUCCGGCGCCAACACGGAGCACUCUGGCCUCCUCAUCGAAUCUGGUGCUGGCUUUAUGGCUGGCGUGCGUCGUGAGCGAUCUCGCGGUGUCGUAUUCCGAGCGGACGACACUUUCACCCCUUCGGCAGUCGGCCAGCGUAUCGACGAGAUCUUGGACUUUGACGAGUCGCCGGAGUACCCUGAGAAGAUCACCGACGCCAACCACCUCGAGUUCCUCGAGAGGGCCAAGGAGGCCAAGGCUAACGACCAGGGUGAUGGCAAGGUCCGCUUCGACGGCAAGACGGUUCUCAUUACUGGUGCUGGUGCUGGUCUGGGCAAGGCCUACGCCCAAAUGUUCGCCAAGCUCGGCGCCAACGUCGUGGUCAAUGACUUUGCAGAGAAGGCAGCCAACGCUGUCGUCGACGAGAUCAAGAAGGCUGGCGGCAAGGCUGCCCCUGCCAUUGGCUCGGCGGAGAAUGGCGAGAAGCUCGUCAAGGACGCUACUGAUGCCUUCGGUGGGCUUCACAUCAUCGUCAACAAUGCCGGUAUCCUGCGAGACAAGUCCUUUGCCUCGAUGAGCGACGAGGAGUGGCACGCAGUCAUCAACGUGCACCUCCGCGGCACCUACAGCGUCUGCAAGGCUGCUUGGCCCAUCUUCCAGCAGCAAAAGUACGGCCGCAUCGUCAACACCACCUCGGCGGUGGGCAUUUACGGCAACUUCGGCCAGGCCAACUACUCUACGGCCAAGGGCGGUAUCCUCGGUCUUACGCAGACGCUCGCCAUUGAGGGUCAGAAGUACGGGAUCCUUGCAAACACCAUUGCGCCCAACGCAGGCACUGCCAUGACUUCGACGAUCUGGCCUCAGGAGAUGGUCGACGCCUUCAAGCCUGACUUUGUUGCCCCGGCCGUAGGCUACCUGGCCAGUGAGGCUAAUCAAGAGGUGACUAAGGGUCUCUUUGAGGUCUCUGGUGGAUGGGUCGCCGCAGUCCGAUGGCAGCGCUCUGGUGGUCACGCGUUCAAGUUCGGCAAGACCCUCGAGCCCGAGAUCAUCGAGCAGAACUUCAGCAAGAUCAUCGACUACGACCCUGAGCGCGCCAGCUGGCCUGCUAGCAACCAAGAGUCGAUCCAAGACAUCAUGGCCAACAUCAGCGCCGGUGGUGGGGACGACGACGAGGAGGAAGAAGGCGGCGAGGGUGGCCCCGAGCUCGAAGCUUGGAUCGACGAGGAAGACCCGGACUUUGUGAAGGAAGCCAAGCGCCAGCAGCUUGAGCCCGUCGAGUACGCCUGGGACGAGGACAGCACCAUCCUCUACAACCUAGGCAUCGGUGCUACUGCUCAGGAGCUGCAGUACGUUUACGAGGGAGACGACGACUUCCAGCUGAUCCCCUCGGCCGCGGUCAUUAUCCCCUUCGCCGCUUCCUCUGGCAUUCCGAUGGACUGGCUGCCCAACUUUGACCCGACCAAGCUGCUCCACGGCGAGCAGAGCGUCGAGUUCAAGGUCAAGGAGCUGCCCACCUCGGGCAAGGUGAUCAAUCACCCCAAGAUCGCCGAGGUGCUCGACAAGGGCAAGGCUGCCUCGAUCGCCGCGCGAACGAAGACCGUCGAUGCGCAGAGCGGCAAGGAGCUCUUUGACUCCCACUCUGUCGUCUUCAUCCGCGGAGCUGGCGGCUUCGAGGGUAAGAAGCAAGGUCGUGAUUGGGGAGCAGCCUCUGCCCCCAACAAGCCGCCUAGCCGCAAGCCCGACUUCGAGAAGGACAUCAAGACGGACGAGUCGCAGGCUGCCCUGUACCGUCUCAGCGGCGACAAGAACCCGCUGCACGUCGACCCUUCCUUUGCCAGCAUGGGUGGCUUUGAGAAGCCGAUCCUUCACGGACUCUGCUCGCUGGGUGUGUGCGUGAAGAGCCUGUAUGAGGAGUACGGCUUCCCCAAGGCCUUCAAGGUUCGCUUUGCGGGUACGCUCUUGCCUGGUCAGACUAUUCAGGUCAAGGGAUGGAAAGAGGGUACGAAGAUUGUGUGGGAGGCCAUUUGCAAGGAGACUGGCAAGCCGGUCAUCUCGGCUGGUGGGUACGAGACCUGGGAGUAGACGCGCAUUUCUGGAUCAUCAAAGGUGCUCUCUUCUUGCUUGAACGAAUGGAUAUAUGUCU
Molecule: messenger RNA, 2815 nt
Organism: Jaminaea rosea
Lineage: Eukaryota; Fungi; Basidiomycota; Exobasidiomycetes; Microstromatales
Product: putative multifunctional beta-oxidation protein
Exons: 4
Coding region: 1-2754 (917 amino acids)
Molecular function (GO): oxidoreductase activity
Source: RefSeq, a predicted model, not a curated record